UCCCUGGAGAGCACGAGGCGGAUGUUGCAGCUGGGUGAGCAGAGUAAAGAUGCUGCGAUCAGAACUUUGGUUAUGCUGGACGAACAAGGAGAGCAGUUGGAGCGUAUAGAGGAGGGUUUGGAUCAGAUCAACUCUGAUAUGAAGGAGGCCGAGAAAAACCUGACCGACCUGGGCAAGUGCUGUGGCCUCUGCUCCUGUGAUAAAUUGAAGGCCUUUGAGGAGAGCUCGGCGUACAAGGCGGUGUGGGGAGGAGGCUCCGGUCAGGACGGCGUCGUUUCCAAUCAGCCGCCGUCGUCUCACGUGGUGGACGAGAGGGAGAUAAUGAUCAUGAGCGGAGGAUACAUACGGAGGGUGACAAACGACGCCCGAGAGGACGAGAUGGAGGAGAACCUGACUCAUGUCGGCAGCAUCAUCGGGAAUCUGAAGAGCAUGGCGCUGGACAUGGGCCACGAGAUCGACACCGGGAACGUCCAGAUCGAACGCAUACAGGGAAAGGCUAUCCUCAACGUGUCCCGCAUCGACGCCGCCAACCAGAGAGCCAACAACCUCAUUAAACGAUAGAAGGAGCUGCUCCCCGUUCUCCAUCCUUCCUGCAGUUACUGUGCUUUUGCAUGCCGUGCCAAAGUGUCUCUACUGUAACUGUACUCGUGUCCAGCUGUCUCGUCUUUAUAGUAUUCCUAUUUAUUCUCUUAAUAUCUGAUAGUGGUAGUUCUUGCUGUGGGGGAUUGCACAGCUACAGGCCUUACACACUGCGGACUUCCCCUCCAGGUGGCCUCUGCGCUCACUCGGCUGAGAGUGUUAGAGCAUACGAAGCUU
This is a messenger RNA of Morone saxatilis (striped sea-bass), 816 nucleotides long. RefSeq names its product SNARE_SNAP25N and SNARE_SNAP23C domain-containing protein. Gene Ontology annotation, biological process: synaptic vesicle fusion to presynaptic active zone membrane; synaptic vesicle priming; exocytosis. The record is from RefSeq and is a predicted model, not a curated record. Gene Ontology annotation, cellular component: plasma membrane; SNARE complex. Gene Ontology annotation, molecular function: voltage-gated potassium channel activity; SNAP receptor activity; syntaxin-1 binding. Lineage: Eukaryota; Metazoa; Chordata; Actinopteri; Moronidae.